Eimeria necatrix is the source of this 3450-nucleotide messenger RNA. Its product is annotated as zinc finger (C3HC4 type RING finger) protein, putative. The transcript is spliced from 7 exons. The record is from RefSeq and is a predicted model, not a curated record. The coding region runs from base 1 to 3450 and encodes 1149 amino acids. Lineage: Eukaryota; Apicomplexa; Conoidasida; Eucoccidiorida; Eimeriidae. Gene Ontology annotation, cellular component: nucleolus; nucleoplasm.
AUGCGCAAGCUGCGCCUGGUCCCCUGCAGCAGCAGCAGCAGCAGCAGCAGCAGCAGCGGGAAGCCCAGCAGCAGCAGCAGGGGGCGCCGCACUCCCGCUGCUGCUGCUGCUGCUGCUGCUGCUGCUGCUGCUGCUGCUGCUAAGUACGUGCUGGCCACAGACUCCUUCUACUCCGAACAUGACUUCCGCUGCAGCAUUUGUUUGGAGUUGCUGCUGCACCCUGUCUAUACACCUUGCUGCCACGUCUUUUGUGGGGACUGUCUCCUUGCUGUUCUCGCCAAGGCCAGCUUCUGUCCCCUUUGCAGGAGGGCGCUGUACGUCAAGAGUUUGAAGCCCUUGGAAGAAGCUGAGGACGAAGCCCUCGUUGAUUUGCUGCUGCAUUACAUGCUGCUGCCGGUCCACUGCAACGCCUGCGGCUGGGCGGGGCCCUUCUCAGCUUGGAGCAGCAGCCACACGAAGCAAGUUUGCUUGGAGGAGCAGAAACAGCGGAGAUGGAGGUCAGCAGCAAACAGCAGCAGCAGCAGCAGCAGCAGCAGCAGCAGCAGCAGCAGCAGCAGCAGUAGCAGCAAGUUGGUAAGCGGGCCGUGCAACAACGGAGAGCUCAGCAGCAGCAGCAGCACCACACUUAGGACGGACGAUGAGCGGCUCGCGAGCACUGCAGACACAAGCAGCAGCAGCGUCUACAGCAGCAGCAGCAGCAGCAGCAGCAGCAGCAGCAGCAGCAGCAGCAGAGCAUUCGUGCGCAGGCUGCAGGACUCACAAGAUUCGCUGGUGCGUGAGGAAGCAGCAGCUGCUGAAGCAGCAGAUGCUGCCACUGAUGCGGCGGAGACAGCAGCAACAGCAGCAGCAGCAGCAGCAGCAGCCUCUACAGCAGCAGCAGCAGCCUCUACAGCAGCAGCAGCAGCCUCUACAGCAGCUGCAGCAACUGCAGCAGCAGACACAACAGCAGCAGCAGAACUACGCGAUGCUGAGGCGGUGGAUGAUGUGGAAGAGCUGCCUGUGGAAAUGGAAAUUGAAUGCGAGCCCCACGCUCAGCAGCAGCAGCAGCAGCAGCAGCUGCUGCUGCUGCCGCUGCAGCAGCGGCAGAUUGAAAAAGAAGAUCGCAGCACAGCAGAAGGCGUUUCCUUUCCCCCUUCUUGUGUUGCUGAAGGGCUGCAAGAGUUGCUGCAGUGGCUUAAGCAGCGGAUACCCAGCAGCAGCAGCAGCAGCAGCAGCAGCAGCAGCAGCAGCAGCAGCAGCAGCAGCAGCGAGCAGCUCGGAGACUGCAUGCGCAUUUGCGUUGUCUCCCACCGAAUGGAAAACACUUUAGGAGCCAUCGGGGGAUUUUUGCUGAGCAGCAACACCUUCUCUCACCAGCAGAUAAUCUUGGAGUUCAAAACUGCUGCUGCUGCUGCUGCUGCUGCUGCUGCUGCGGAAGCAGCAGCAGCAGCAGCAGCAGAGGGCUGCAGCAGCAAAGUCGCUGGCUAUCUCUCCAUCGACUUUUUUGGAGACGUUUCUGCAGGCAGAUUCACUUGGGGCUUUAGUGUCUCCUUUCCCCCCCUGAAACCCUCUGCAUGCAAAAUUGCUGUUUACGAGGCCAGCAGCAGCAGCAGCAGCAGCAGCAGCAGCAGCAGCAGCAGCAGCAGGUGGAGGGGGGGCGCAGCAACGGAAGUCAUAGAAACCCCUGAGCAGUACGACGGAGGUGUGGGGCCCGUGCUGCUGCGAAGGAGCAGCUGCAAGCUGCUGCAGCGGAAGCAGCAGCAGCAGCAGCAGCAGCAGCAGCGCGUGUGUCUUCCUGCUGCAGUGCUGCUGCAGCUGCUGCUGAGCAUCCGCGGCCGCAGCUACCGCGUGGUUGGCUGGAACUGCAGGGACUUCUGUCGCCUUAUUUUAAAAGCGGCUUGCCGCCACCCGAGUUUGCCUUCUCGUGUUAUUCCUGUUGGCCGGCCGACAGCAGAUGCUGCGGAGAUGCUGCUGUUCCUGGAGCUGCUGCAGCGGGAGGAUUUCAGUGAUCCUGCUGCUGCUGCUGCUGCUGCUGCUGCUGCUGCUGCUGAGACGGAGGAGCAGGAAGAAGGCGACGCUUUAGAAACCCAGCAGCGAGGGAUGUUUGCUGCUGCUAGCACAUCUUCGGAGCUGCAGCAGCAGCAGCAGCAGCAGCAGCAGCAGCAACACGUCGAGCCGCAGCAGCAGCUGCUCCAGCAACACACUGCAGCAGCAGCUCAGGUCAACCCAGUGGAGCAGGACUCCACUGGCUCUGGCCUUCGCCGCUCCAGCAGCAGCAGCAGCAGAAGCAGCAGCAGCAGCAGCAGCAGCAGCAGCAGCAGCAACUUGUCUGCGCGGCCAAAGCGGAGGCAGCUCAAUACUUUUUUGAAGGGCGUUGUUUCCCGCAUCAUGCAUCCCCGAAGUCAUCGCGCAGCAGCAGCAGCAACAGCAGCAGCAGCAGCUGCUGCAGCUGCUGCUGCAGAUGGCUGCAGCAGCAACAGCAGCUGCUGCAGCCAGUCGCAGCAGCUGCAGCGGAUAGGCACUGCUACAGAGCUGCGAGACAGCAGCGACAGCGGAGCUGAUGCAGCAGCUAGUGCAGCAGCUGCAGCAGCAGUAGUCGAAGCAGCAGCAGCAGCAGCAGCAGAUGCUGCUGCAGCCACAGAGGAUAGAUGCAGGGAAGCAGCAGCAAUGACUGCUUGGUGGAAGCGGGCCGGCAGCAGCAGCAGCAGCAGCAGCAGCAGCAGCAGCAGCAGCAGCAGCUUUCCUUUCUGUCUUGCUGUUAGGUCUGUGUAUCUGUGUCUUUUUAAAGCUGAGGACCUCAACCGAGCUGCUUUGAUUCCAGCAGCGGAGUUUGCUGCUGCAGCGUCUCGCUGCUUGGGCAGCUUUGUGGGUUCUGCUGCUGGGUCUUUGCUGCCGCGGCAGCGUGCUGCGGAAGACUCCGCAGCAGCAGCAGCAGCAACAGCAGCAGCAGCAGCAGCGGGAGCAGCAGCAUCAGCAGCAGUCCCCUCCGCAGGAACAAUACAACUGAAGUACAGCACCCUUCCAGUGCUGGUUCUGGAGCUGCAGCAGGUGCCUGCUGCUGCCGCUGCAGAGAUAGAAGAGCAGCAGCAGCAGCAGCAACAGCAGCAGCAGCAGCAGCAGCAGCAGGACAGAGGCAGCUCUUGCUUCCAAUCCGUGGGGUAUCUGUCCAUCGAAUUCAGAAGCGACGUUGGCCUCUGCUGGCACUUCUACAGAGAGCGACCACCAGGUCUGGAAGCAGCACUGCUGUCCCGCGAGGUGUCUCGACAGCUGGUGUGCGCCUCGCUUCGAAAAAGCGACAGAAUUUUCUUUUUCAAAAAAAUGAAAAACUUUUUGAUGGAACAAAAGUUCAAGGAAUACCACCCCACAAAGUGGAGCAGCUGGGACUUUGUAGAAGAGCUUCUUGUCCGCUGCGCCCCAGAGGAGGCGCAGCAGCUGCUGGCCUUCUUGCAUUCCUCCGCUGCUGCGUGCUAG